AUGUCGAACUUGGAGAGCAAACUCAAUCUCUCCCUAAACGAGGUUCUCAGGUCGUCUGGGUAUAUAUUUGAAUUCAUCAACAACAAUAAAAAACAGAGUAAUCUUAUUACAGGUACUAAUAAUCAAUUAAUUACAACAAGCAUAGCAGCACAACUAUCAACGAGCAUAACUAAAUUUGAUGACACUCUUGACGAUGCAGUAUCAAAGCUCAGCGAUGCACGAUGGUGUAUAGAACAGAUGCUCGAAAAUAAGCAGAAGGAGGAAGAGUUGAGGCUCAGAGAAGAAGAAGAGCGUCAGCGCAAAUUGAAAGAGGAAGAAGAAAGGGAAGCCAAAAAACGAGCGGAGAAUGAACAGAGAGCUAGGGCUGAGGAAGCUAACAGGAGGCAGGAAAUGGAGGAGAAACGGAGGAAAGAGCAAGCAGAAGAGGAAAAGAAGAAGAAAUUGCUCGAGAAAAAGAAUUCACCUGGCUUUGAUAAUUUCAUGUCACCUGGGUUCAACUUCAAUGAUUUACCUAACCUGUUUACUGAUAAUCUGAAUACCGAUGGUAUUCCUGAUCCAUCUGAUAUCUUGUCGUCUAUAAACUACAAGGAUUUUAAUUUAGACACUAAUCCAGGUGAAGAGAAAGAGAAAGACAAAGAUAUGCCUAGCAACGAUCUUGACCUUGAUAUGAAUAACUUGCUAGGAAAUGAUGAUAUGCUUUUAGAUGGUUUAAACCUGAGCUUGUUGGAUCAGGCUGGUGACAAUCCAAAUAAUCCUGUGACAGUAGAUGAAAAUUUUGACGUUGACAGCUUCUUGAACCAGUUAGGCGAUGGCGAUUAG
This is a messenger RNA of Priceomyces carsonii, 819 nucleotides long. RefSeq names its product Cta26p (gene CTA26). The coding region runs from base 1 to 819 and encodes 272 amino acids. The transcript has a single exon. Lineage: Eukaryota; Fungi; Ascomycota; Pichiomycetes; Serinales; Debaryomycetaceae. The record is from RefSeq and is a predicted model, not a curated record.